This is a messenger RNA of Alosa sapidissima (American shad), 2313 nucleotides long. Its product is annotated as zinc metalloproteinase/disintegrin-like. The record is from RefSeq and is a predicted model, not a curated record. The transcript has 6 exons. Gene Ontology annotation, molecular function: metallopeptidase activity; endopeptidase activity. Gene Ontology annotation, cellular component: plasma membrane. NCBI's taxonomy places the organism in Eukaryota, Metazoa, Chordata, Actinopteri, Clupeiformes, Clupeidae. The coding region runs from base 1547 to 2245 and encodes 232 amino acids.
UAACAGGUGCUAUGUGAUUUGAUGAUUUGAACAACAACACGCUCUGCUCCCGCCUAAAGUGGGAUGCGGGCCUAAUUUGCAUAGCAAUACAGAUAUCUCUAACGUCAUUUCGCCUAGUCAAAACUCUAAUUCAAGAUAUCUAUAAUUACAUUUUGCUAUAGGCAGAAUGAAAGUUAUAGAUAUCUCCAAUUUCAGAUAUCUCUAAUCAAAACUCAUUCAAGAUAUCUAUAACUUGAUAAUAGAUAUCUACAAUCAAAUUAUGACUAUCCCUAACUCCAGUUUGAGAUAUCUACAACGUCAUUUUGAAAACUUAAAAUUCAAGAUCAAAACUUAAUUCAAGAUAUCUGAAAAGGAACAUGUAGAUAUCUUGAAUUGAGGUGAAUUAAAGAUAUCUUCAACUGGAGUUAUGACUAGUCAGAAUCAAAUUGUAGAUAUCUCUAACUGGAAUUACAGAGAUCUACAAUUCAAUUGCAGAGAUCCGUAAUUCACAUAGUGGAUAUCUGCAACUGAAUUGUAGAUAUCUGUAAUGAUAAACACCAUUGAAAUGAAUGGCAAAUGUGGCGUCAUUUGUCCUAGGAAAAAUGUGUUUUUGGAUAUCUAAAAUGACAAUUAUGGAUAGGAAGAAUUCAAUUGCGGAUAUCUAAAAUGUUCGUUUUGACUAGGCAAAUAUAUCUGCAAUACAUAUCCAGUCUAGCGGGUAAAUGUUAAAAUGGCUUGCCAUAGUGACAUCAUCUGCUACUGCAGCGCUCUCAUGCUAACACCGCCCAUUUCAGCCCGACUGGAGUGUUAAUAGAGUUCAUUGCAAACGCAAUGUGAAACCCAGCAACCAACUGUCACAUAAUAAUAACUAAGCUUUACUCAGAUACCAUCAUAGAUAAACCUAUGUCUUUUUAAAAGAUCAACCUUGAUUACCCUCUAUCAUUUCAAUUAGUAGGCUACAUCUGUACAGGAGUGAAAUAAAAUAUAGGCUAUAGAUUCACAUAAUAACAGCAGUUCUACAUAAUUUAAAUCCAUAAAUAUUCAGCUUCACUUUUGAGAUUUUCCUACUUUUAUUCCAAAAAUGCGCUAAAACGUGUUUCAGCAUGUUGCACAUCUGAUGAUGAGCUCCCCACCCAGAGCCAGUGAAUAUUUUAGCAGCAGUAGGCUAAAUAUUUUAAAGCCCUGCCUCUUUUUAGGGACAGUUACGUAAAUUGGGUUAUGGUGGGACAUUCAGAACUUUUUAGUGUUAAUAUCUCAGAAGUAACAGAGAAACUUAGGCUACAUAUAGGCAUAUUGUUAUGCAAGCUUGUGAAAACUAUUCUUUAUUGUUUAUUGUUUUUAAUCUUUAUAUUCUUUAUUGUUUUUGUGCAUUGCUAGUAUAGGCCUACCCAGUAGGAUAGCCUGGUGGCACCCUUUUAAACAGUGAACUCUGAGCCGAGUAGAUCAUUCUCAUACGGACAUUACACAGGCAUCAGUCACAGCCAGAGGUGAUAUGCCAAUGUGGUAAAGAUGCAGGAUGUGAUUACAGAGCUCAAGCUGUGCCAAGUGGCGCUCCACCUGUGAUUGAAUGAUAGCCUUUCAACUGGAACUCCAGGGCAAACCUACUUCACUCACGUACUCUCAAAUCAAUCACUGUCUUUAUGUGCUGCUUGCAUGCCUCAUCAACAAAUGGCAACAAACUCCAAACACCAACAGUGUGCACUAUCAGUCCUGUGUUUGUUGGAUGGAGUCGUUUGAGUUUGACAUGUCCAAAAGUUUCUAUGUUCAACUGCUGUCUGAAGUGUGGAGAGAGGGAUGGCUGCGAGAACAGAUGGUAAACAGGAGGGAGUACGAGGUGGUGCGCCCGGUAAAACUGCAUCAUCGGUACGGCAGAGACACAAAGCUGUUCGGAACAGAGUCACAAGACGAAGUUAACUAUAGACUAAAAUUGAAUGGGAAGGACAUUGAGAUUCACUUGCAAAAGAACCGAUUGCUGAUAAGCAAAGACUAUACCGAGACGCACUAUACCAAUACGGGAACAAGGGUGACAACGCCUUACACGCAGGAUCAGAAUCAGUGCUAUUAUCUUGGGAAGAUUGUUGGCGACAGUCAAUCAGCCACCAGCAUGAGUACCUGCCACGGCCUCAGUGGAUUCAUCAGGGUUGCAGGGCAGGAGUAUGUGAUUGAGCCGUUGGCGGGGACAGACACCGGGGACCACAUAGUGGUGAAGUACAGCAACCUGCGCCGGGUUCCGUUGAACUGCGGCGUCAACGAGUGUAGAGAAUGAGUUUCCGGUCCUUGCCGAAGGAGGGCGCGCCCAAACCACAGUAAGAAAGUGGAGUUAAAUCAAGUCAA